This is a messenger RNA of Balaenoptera ricei (Rice's whale), 2628 nucleotides long. RefSeq names its product cathepsin C (gene CTSC). The transcript has 7 exons. Gene Ontology annotation, molecular function: cysteine-type endopeptidase activity. Bases 581 to 1972 code for a protein of 463 amino acids. NCBI's taxonomy places the organism in Eukaryota, Metazoa, Chordata, Mammalia, Artiodactyla, Balaenopteridae. Gene Ontology annotation, cellular component: lysosome. The record is from RefSeq and is a predicted model, not a curated record.
GAGUGAGGACGAAGUGGGAAAGACAAGCAAGUAAAAGAAAGCUCCACUAGUUAGGUCGCUCUCUCUCUCUGGGCCUUUUUCCCACCUUCAGUCCCCCCUCCCCCCCGCCUCCCUCACCUCGCUUCUCUCGGUCUCUCGCUGACAUUUAGCCUCCCCUCCCCCUCACCUCUCUGUCUCUGUCUCUCUCCUUUUUCUCUUAGUCUCUCUCUCUCUCUCUCUCUCUCUCUCCGUUACUUCUCAAGGAGCGAAGGAGCGCAGUCUGGGGCGCGCACGGACCAGCUGUGGCUCAGCAGUCCUCUUCGGAGGUGUCCCUUGGCAACUGAACCUGGUGCUGGGCUCUCUGGGCCUGAGGUCCGACGGCCGCCAGGUGACGGGCGCGCCCUCCAGAAGCCCCCACCUAAGGGGCGGUGCCACUGGCAGGCGCCCAGCCCACCGCGGCCCCGAGACCCCGCCCCCCGUCGGGUUGCCGGUUUCCCGCACCUCUAUUUUAAGGCACGAGCACAGCAGCGGUGGCCUCAGUCCCCGCCUGCAGUGCCUUGGCUCGCGUCCCUUCCCCACUUCUCCUAAGGGCCUUGCCAGCAUGGGUCCCUGGCCCGGCUCGCCGCUCGCCGCCCUCCUGCUGCUCCUCAUCCGCGCUAGCAACGUGCACUGCGACACUCCUGCCAACUGCACCUACCCUGACCUGCUGGGCACCUGGGUCUUCCAGGUGGGCCGCAGCGGUUCUCAGCGCGAGGUCAACUGCUCGGUUAUGGGACCACCAGAAAAAAAAGUAGUGGUGCACCUUAAGAAGUUGGAUACGGCAUAUGAUAGCUUUGGCAACUCUGGCCAUUUCACCAUCAUUUACAAUCAAGGCUUUGAGAUUGUGUUGAAUGACUACAAGUGGUUUGCCUUUUUUAAGUAUAAAGAAGAGGGCGGCAAGGUAACUAGUUACUGCCAUGAAACCAUGACUGGCUGGGUGCAUGAUGUGCUGGGCAGGAACUGGGCUUGUUUCACGGGAAAGAAGGAGGGAAAUACCUUUGAGAAUGUGAACGUGAACACAGCACACCUUGAGAAUCUCCAGGAAAAGUAUUCUAAUAGGCUCUACAAAUACAACCACAACUUUGUGAACGCUAUCAAUGCCAUUCAGAAGUCUUGGACUGCGACCGCAUACAUGGAAUAUGAGACUCUUACCCUGAAAGAGAUGAUUAGGAGAGGUGGUGGCCACAGCCGGAGGAUUCCAAGGCCCAAACCUGCACCAAUAACUGCUGAAAUACAGAAAAAGAUUUUGCAUUUGCCAGCAUCCUGGGACUGGAGAAAUGUUCAUGGUACCAAUUUUGUUACUCCUGUUCGAAACCAAGGGUCUUGUGGAAGCUGCUACUCAUUUGCUUCUAUGGGGAUGAUGGAAGCAAGAAUCCGUAUACUAACCAACAAUACCCAGACCCCAAUCUUGAGUCCUCAGGAGGUUGUGUCUUGCAGCCAGUAUGCUCAAGGCUGUGAAGGUGGCUUCCCAUACCUCAUUGCAGGAAAGCAUGCCCAAGAUUUUGGGCUGGUGGAAGAGGCCUGCUUCCCCUACACAGGCACAGAUUCUCCAUGCAUACUGAAAGAGGACUGCUUCCAUUACUACUCCUCCGAGUACCACUAUGUGGGAGGUUUCUAUGGGGGCUGCAAUGAAGCCCUGAUGAAGCUUGAGCUGGUCCAUCACGGGCCCGUGGCAGUUGCCUUUGAAGUGUACAAUGACUUCUUCCACUACCACAAGGGGAUUUACCACCACACUGGUCUGAGAGACCCUUUCAACCCCUUUGAGCUGACCAAUCACGCUGUCCUGCUGGUGGGCUAUGGCACUGACUUGGCCUCUGGACUGGAUUACUGGAUUGUUAAAAACAGCUGGGGCCCUGGCUGGGGUGAGGAUGGUUACUUCCGGAUCCGCAGAGGAACCGAUGAGUGUGCAAUUGAAAGCAUAGCACUGGCGGCCACACCAAUUCCUAAAUUGUAGGGUGUACCUCCCAGCGUUUCAUACUGACCACCAUCAGUCGUGAAAGGAAACUGACUUAUUCACAGACUAGAGACUUUUACCGUAUUGCUACUGCAAUGUCAAAAGGUUACAAACAGAUUCCUAUGAAGAUUUGUGCCUUUAAAAUUAAAACUGCCCUUGACUGUAAUAUACUUUACCAUUGAACACCAGCCUGCUUUUUCCUAAGUAUUCAGUGAAAUGAGGUUUUUAUGGAUGAUGGUGAACUAUGAAGUAAUGGAUUUUGCUAAUCAUUUGUGAUUCAAACAGAUGCUGUAUUUUAAAAAAUCUGUGUGAAUGCACAGGCUUAUUUUUAAAUUGUAUAAAUCAUGAGAAAAUAUGGCAAUGAUUAUUAAAUUUAAAGAUUUUUUGUAAGUAUUCAGGUGAUAUGUAUUAUGAAAUUUAUGUAUGUGCUUAAGAGAAUUUUUAAUCUUGACUCCUUCAGUUGUAUUUACUUGUCUCACUUAUGUAAAUACUUUAAAAAGGAAAAUCAUUUCAGCGUAUUUCAACUAAAAACAACAAAAUUAUGAACGUUUACAAUAGGGGGUAUACUCAGUUAAUGUCUAGUGAACCCUGAAAUUAUCUCCUGGAUAUCUGAUGAAACAGAGAUUAUAAAGAAAAGAUACAGGAGUUUUUGAUAA